Dunckerocampus dactyliophorus (ringed pipefish) is the source of this 4836-nucleotide messenger RNA. Its product is annotated as nucleolar and coiled-body phosphoprotein 1-like. The record is from RefSeq and is a predicted model, not a curated record. The coding region runs from base 26 to 4081 and encodes 1351 amino acids. NCBI's taxonomy places the organism in Eukaryota, Metazoa, Chordata, Actinopteri, Syngnathiformes, Syngnathidae. Gene Ontology annotation, molecular function: protein binding. Gene Ontology annotation, cellular component: nucleolus; nucleoplasm. The transcript is spliced from 14 exons.
UCCUUCCAUUACCAUCGUGGUGAAGAUGGCGGAGCACAAGUCGGUGCCGAGCGAUUUGUAUAAAUGCGUCUACUCAUUUCUGCUGGAGAACAAAUUCACUAAGGCGGCUCAACAAUUUGUUAGACAAAUUAAAGUGGGCCCACAGGAUCCAAAUGAGGAAAGCCUUCUUAACAUAUACGAUUUCUGGGUGAAAUCUCCUGAAGCUAAGAAACGAAAAGCAUCUUCUGACACGACCCAAGCCACUGGCCCAUCAGCCAAGAAGGCAAAAGCCAGCAAAGAGAGCUCCAGCAGUGAAGAGUCCAGCAGUGAGGAUGAUGAAGCUGAUGCUAAACAAAAAAAGGCUACCCCUGCUACCAAGGUGGCAUCUCUGAAGGCAGCGGCUACAAAAGCUGAGUCCAGCAGCAGUGAAGAAUCGAGUGACUCUGAAGAAGAGAAGGCUCCAUCCAAGGCUCCUGCCAAGGCUCCUGUGAAGCCCCCUGCAGCUGCAGGCACCACAAGGAAGAAAGACAGCAGUUCUAGCAGUGAGGAAUCAGACUCUGAAGAUGAGCAGGCCACCAAGGCUCCGCCAUCAAAGCCAGUGGCUGUUACCAAGCCCAAAACUGCUACUCCUGCUAAAGGAGCAGCUAAAGGAAAGGAAGAAAGCAGCAGUGAAGAAAGUUCCUCUGAGGAUGAGGAACCUGCCAAGGCUCCAGUGAGACCUGCCCAAGUGAAAUCUCUUGCUGCAGCUCCAGAGUCAAGUAGUGAAGACUCGUCAUCUGAAGAUGAGGCUCCACCCACCAAGAAACUCAGAUCAGGAGCAUACAGUGCAGUCCCACCUCCUGCUUCAGUCCAGAAAGCUCCAGUUUCAUCAGCAGCCAGCAAGGCCAAGGACAACUCUUCAGACAGCAGCAAUAAAGAUGGAGGGAAGAAAGUAGUUGCUAAGCCUGCUCACAUGAAAAAGUCAGCACCUGCUAAAUCUAUAGUGAAGAAGCCUGCUGCAGAAAAAGAAUCCAGUUCUGAAAGCUCAGAUUCAAGCUCGGAUGAAGAAGAGGCCAAAAAACCUCCAGCCAAGGUCACACCAGCUAAAGCAGCCCCGGUGAAACAGACCCCAGCAAAAAAAGAUGAUUCGUCAAGCUCAGGUUCAGACAGCAGCUCAGAAGAUGAAGCUCCAGCAAAGCCUGCUACUAAAGCAGCUAAAGCCAAGCCUGCUGCGAAGGCUGCUGUUUCUGCUAAUAAGGCUGCCAACACUGCAGCAGAAAGCAGUUCAGACUCUGACUCCUCCUCUGGAGAAGAGGAAGAAACAGUCAAAGCCAAGCCGGCAAAUGUUAAACCUGCCACCCCUGCUUCAAAAACAGCCACUCCUGUCGCAAAAGCUGCUGCUCCAGCAAAAUCAGCAGCAGCAAAAAGCAGCUCGGAGUCAGACUCAUCAUCUGAGGAUGAACCACCUGCAAAAGAAAAGACACCUGCUGCAAAGGCUGCUGUUCCUGCAGGAAAGACUGCAACACCUGCUGCAAAGGCAGCUGCAAAGGCUGCAGAAAGCAGUUCAGACUCUGACUCCUCCUCUGAAGAAGAGGAAGAACCAGCCAAAGCCAAACCGGCAAAUGUUAAACCUGCCACCCCUGCUUCAAAAACAGCCACUCCUGUCGCAAAAGCUUCUGCUCCAGCAAAGUCAGCAGCAGCAAAAAGCAGCUCGGAGUCAGACUCAUCAUCUGAAGAUGAACCACCUGCAAAAGAAAAGAAACCCACAGCGAAACCUGCUGCAAAGGCUGCUGUUCCUGCAGGAAAGGUUGCAAAGGCUGCAGAAAGCAGUUCAGACUCUGACUCCUCCUCUGAUGAAGAGGAAGAACCAGCCAAAGCCAAACCGACAAACAUUAAACCUGCCACCCCUGCUUCAAAAACAGCCACUCCUGUCGCAAAAGCUUCUGCUCCAGCAAAGUCAGCAGCAGCAAAAAGCAGCUCAGAGUCAGACUCAUCAUCUGAGGAUGAACCACCUGCAAAAGAAAAGACACCUGCUGCAAAGGCUGCAACACCUGCUGCAAAGGCAGCUGCAAAGGCUGCAGAAAGCAGUUCAGACUCUGACUCCUCCUCUGAAGAAGAGGAAGAAACAGUCAAAGCCAAACCGGCAAAUGUUAAACCUGCCACCCCUGCUUCAAAAACAGCCACUCCUGUCGCAAAAGCUUCUGCUCCAGCAAAGUCAGCAGCAGCAAAAAGCAGCUCAGAGUCAGACUCAUCAUCUGAGGAUGAACCACCUGCAAAAGAAAAGACACCUGCUGCAAAGGCUGCAACACCUGCUGCAAAGGCAGCUGCAAAGGCUGCAGAAAGCAGUUCAGACUCUGACUCCUCCUCUGAAGAAGAGGAAGAACCACCCAAAGCCAAACCGGCAAAGGUUAAACCUGCCACCCCUGCUUCAAAAACAGCCACUCCGGUCGCAAAAGGUGCUGUUCCAGCAAAGUCAGCAGCAGCAAAAAGCAGCUCGGAGUCAGACUCAUCAUCUGAGGAUGAACCACCUGCAAAAGAAAAGACACCUGCUGCUGUUUCUGCAGGAAAGGCUGCAACACCUGCUGCAAAAGCAGCUGCAAAGGCUGCAGAGAGCAGUUCAGAAUCUGACUCCUCCUCUGAAGACGAGGAAGAACCAGUCAAAACCAAACCAGUAAAUGCUAAACCUGCUACCCCUGCUUCAAAAACAGCCACUCCUCUAGCAAAAGCUGCUGCUCCAGCAAAGUCAGCAGCAGCAAAAAGCAGCUCUGAAUCAGACUCAUCUGAGGAAGAAGAACCUACAAAAGCUAAGAUGACCGCAGCGAAACCUGCUACCCCUGUGGCAAAGGCAGCAGCAAAAAGCAGCUCUGAGUCAGAUUCCUCAUCUGAGGAUGAGGAACCGACAAAAGCUAAGCCUACAACUACAGCUAAACCUGCUGUAAAAGCUGCAGCUCCUCCAGUAAAGUCUGCUGCUGCUGCAGAAAGCAGUUCAGACUCUGACUCCUCUGAUGACGAGCCAGUAAAAGCAAAGGCAGCAUCUGCUAAACCUGCAACCUCCACCUUAAAGGCUGCAACCCCUGCAGCAAGAACUGCUCCUCCAGCAAAGUCUGCUGCUGCUACAGAGAGCAGCUCCGACUCCUCAUCUGAGGAAGAUGACGAACCUCCUAAAGCCAAGCCAGCUGCAACUAAAGCAGCUACUCCUGCAGCAAAGGCAAUAUCCCAUGCAGAGAGUAGCUCAGACUCUGACUCUUCUGAUGACGAAGCUCAAGCCAAGGCUAAACCUGUUGUCAAGAAAGCUGCCACACCUAAAGUGGCCAAGAAACCUACCAAAGCUCCAGCAGCAGAGUCCAGUGAUGACAGCUCUAGUGACGAAGAACCUGCCAAGAAGGCAGCAGUGGUAGCCAAGCCUGGAGCUGCAAAGGCAGCUGUAGCAAAGAAGGCUCAGGAGAGCAGCUCAGACUCCUCAGACAGCUCAGACUCUGAUACUCAAACUAAGACCACCCCUGCCAAGACUGUUGUCGCCAAUGGCAAAGCUCCCAAAGCUGCAUCAGCUAAUCCUGCAAAGUCAUCAUCUAGUGACAGCAGUUCAGAGGAGGAAGAGGAGGCCACUACGAAAAAUACCGUUAAAACCUCCACACCUGCUGCAUCCACCAAGACACCACCAGCUGCUAAAGCCAAAGGUAGCAGCAGUGCUUCCUCAGACAGCUCAGAAGACGAGGCACCAAAAAGAGCUGCCACAGCACCCACCACUCCCAAAACCAACGGCACCAAUGGAAAGCAAAAGGAUGAGUCAUCUGAAAUUGAAGAGGAAGAGGUGAAAACCAAGACUCCAAAAAACAAGAAGGCAACCACUACACCACAGACGUUUCCUAAAGAGAAUAAGAAAACCAACGUGCCGUUCCGAAGAAUACGGCAGGAAGAUGUGGAGGUGGAUCCCCGUUUUGCAGAUAAUUCUUUCGAUGCUAAGUUUGGCUCCAACGGCGACUGGGGCGAGAAAGCAAACUAUGACCUUCGCUUCACUAAAGGCAAAUCAUUUCGCCACGAAAAGACAAAGAAGAAGAGGGGAAGUUACCGAGGCGGUGCCAUCUCCACCACAGUCAACUCUAUCAAGUUUGACAGCGACUGAGCUGUGUCUCCCCUUUUGGCUCCUUUCACCUGAAUUGUACAGCACCUGUGUGAAGCAAUGCUGCCAGUCGGCUGGAUGCUCCCGCUGGUAACAGACGUAGAGGCAGCACAUAACCUGCAAGCAUAUCUGAUCCAAUGCAGACCCUUGAAUGUUUGAAAUUAACAAUUCAAUGGACUGAUGAUGAAAGAAACAAGAAUGCACAAUGACCACAUAUAGCCACUAGGUGGCUCAAGACCACCAGUCCAUAGUAAAUCUGCUGAGUAGGCCUUUAAAAAAAAAAAAAAGAAAAAAAAAUUAAGUUUUUCCAUUUAUUCAUAUAUGAAUGACAGCCAUUAAUCUCCAUCCUUUUGUUCUGUUAAUUUUUUAUAAUGGAAUCUCAGUUGAUUUUAUGUAAAAUUUCUCCAUCUGUAAUGUGAACAUCGGAGAGGUGUUUGUACUAGUUUUUCCUUAAACAUCACAUGGAGGACACAAGUAUGUUUUAUGUGUAUUUAUUACAUUUUAUUCCUUUUCACCAAUUAGGACCUUGUGUAUUGAUGUUAAAAUUCAGCUUUUCUCGCUUCUGAUACUUUGUAGAAAUGUAACAUUCACCAACAGUUGAGAACUUGUUUCUGUUGAGAUUAAUUGUACUGUAUACGUUUUUUCUAUCAACCCUAACUGCAAUUAAAAUAUUAAAAACACAGCCUUAUAGCUGUCAUUUAAUUGCCACCACGGAAAUUUUGUACAUUUUCGUUUCAGAACAUUGAGUGGUGACAAUA